Messenger RNA from Ilex paraguariensis (yerba mate), 1742 nucleotides. NCBI's taxonomy places the organism in Eukaryota, Viridiplantae, Streptophyta, Magnoliopsida, Aquifoliales, Aquifoliaceae. The record is from the annotation of a GenBank genome assembly.
UUUACUUUUUUUUAAUUGUUCGCUUCGCUUCGGUAAAGCGUUUCGCUUCGCUUCUUGCCUAGGCGUUAGGAGCCUUGGUCGCUUCAGUUUGCUUUACGCCUUAAAUAACACUGGGUCAAAAAUUCUAGAAGUUUGGUGGAUGCAGGUGAGGAUGAGAUCUGCGCAGGAGCAUAUUUUGAUAUGCACAAGAUGAUUAUUUUUUGUUUCACUCGAUUUUGAGAAGCGAAAGUGGGAGCUGUUGGAGAAGAAGCGGGGUUAUGGGUCUUUCCCUUAACAGCGUUAAUUAUGCAUUUUAAUCCACAAACUACAUGAAGUUUAUGUGGCUUUUUGAAGGCGAUGGAGUUGAUCUGCAAAAGGAUCUAACGUCAAGCUGUUGUAGUCCAUAAUCAUGUUGAUUUGAGCACCGUAGUAUGUUCAAAUCUGUUAUUAUGGGACCAGGGCUUGGACAAAACUAGCUAUUUUCAGGGUCUCAUAGUUCAAGUUAGCUGGCUCGACAUUACUUUAUUUCCCUUGUGGAAGACUAUGCACUACACAUGUGGUGCAAAAUUUGCAUUCAAAAUUCUGGAAACUUACAGGAAAAUUAGUGCCACAGAUCAAGCACAUCCAAGAGAUAAAAGUGAGACAUCAUCAAGUAGUUCGACUUGUGAAACUCCUUUGUAUGGAAAUUGUGAAAUUGGAUUACUCAAAAGCUGCAUCAAUAUUUGCAGUUUCACUAAAAGUUGCAGCAAUUACUGGGGCUCUUGAAGUUGUUGAAGUGAUUUUAAGUUCAUUUCCUGGUUCAAUUUAUCUUAAAGAUGAGCUUAACCAGACGAUUUUCCAUCUUGCAAUUGCAAAUCGUCGUGAAAAUAUUUUCAAUCUGGUUUAUCAAUUCAAGGAAUUUGGCAACCUAUUUGUCUCCACAGUAGAUAACAGAAUGAAUAAUGGUCUACAUUUGGCUGGUCGUUUGGAAAGUCAACAGAAACUAAAUCUCAGAGCUCGUGCUGCUGGUGCAGCUCUACAGAUUCAGCUUGAAUUACAGUGGUUUAAGGAAGUAGAAAAUUUUACUAUGGUUCCAGAUGGGGGACGGAUAAACAACGAUGAGAAGACACCAAUGAUGUUAUUUACAGAGACACAUGAGGAAUUAGUUAAAGAAGGAGAGCAAUGGAUGAAAGACACAUCCAAUUCAUGCGCAAUUGUAGCAGCAUUAAUUGUUACAAUUGUGUUCGCUGCUGCCAUUACUGUACCAGGUGGAAACAAUGGUGCUGGCCUUCCAGUUUUCUCCCAAGAAAAAGCCUUCACAGUGUUUGCCAUAUCAGAUGCACUUGCUCUUUUCUCUAUGCGCUACCCAAGAGAUUGACUAUAGGUCUUGUGACCCUAUUGCUUUCCAUAAUAUUUAUGAUGGUAGCCUUUGGAGCCACACUUUAUAUUGUUUUUGGAGAUAAAAAAACAUGGAUUCUUGCUCCCGUGACUGCAUUGACAAGUCUACCUGUGAUCUUGUUUGCAUCCUUGCAAUUUCCCCUCCUUGUAGAUAUGAUCAAAUCCACCUAUGGCCCCGGCAUUUUUGGUAAGCAAAGCAAUCGUGUCAUUUUCUAGGCUAUGCACAUUCCUUGGUGCAAAAUUACGCACCCCAAAUAUGUAUCGGUGAUUAUCCAUGAGUGAUGAAUAAUUUAGCAUUUUUUUGUUGGAGUGUAAAUCUGUGCAGCACUUAUGUAAAGAAAACAAGCUUUGAAAAUGCAUUGUCAGCUAAUUGUGUUGUUUUAACU